AUGGAUUCUCUGGCGUUCUUUGAAGGAGGCUGCGGGCCCACGGGCAAGAAGCCACAGGAAUUAGCCGUGGCUCCAGACCGAGGCGGCGGCGGCGGCUACGAAAGCUUGGAGAGAAGUGUGAGUGGCCCAAGGUCACCCGGCUGGCUGCAUGUAGAGAAGUGCAGGCUGGGCCCCAGUUCCUCGCCCCCCCCGGGCUCCCUGCUGCGGGAGAGGAGAGAAGGCUGCGCCGGUGGGCCUUCCACGUGGGGGGGUCCCGUGGGUGCUGCGGAGUCGCCCCCUCCCCGCUACGACACAGGCAGGGCGCCCAUACAGCCUGGGCCCUGUUUGCGCCUGCGCUACUGGGCGCGCCUGGAUGACGCCACGACGCCGGAGCGCGGCGGGGCGGAAGUGCGUGAGGCGAGGGGCCGCGGGGCGCGUGAGGGUGGGGGGAGCGUGUCCGGCGCGGAUUGUGUUGCCAACCUCCAGGCGGGGGCUGGAGAUCUCCCGGGAUGCCAUCUGCUCUCCUGCGCUUGUGCGCAUGACUGGCCGGGAGGGAGAUCGGCCUCCCUUCGCCCCGCCAUGCUCGUGCCCCCCGGAUCCGUGGUGGUGCUGGACUGGCACAAGAGCCCAGAGGCCGAGCGCUACUUUGCGACUGUCCUGCAGCGGCGGCAGAAGCGCAGAGCCUUUGCUGGCUGCUGCGCGUGGGUGGCAGCCGUGCCGCUGGACAAGCCCUGUGCAUGCUCAGGCCAAGGUCGAUUCGCCUGUCGCUUCCCAGGGCUGCUGGAGAGGCCGGUGCUCCCACCGCCAGCCGUUGCCGCCACUGCCAGCUACAAGGUCUUCGUGUCAGGGAAGAGUGCGGUGGGCAAGUCUGCUCUGGUGGCCUCCCUGGGGGGUCUGCCGGUCCCCUCAGCCCAUCAUGAGACAACAGGGAUCCAGACGACGACCGUGUAUUGGGCAGCCAAGCUGUGUGAGAGCAGCAGGCCCCUGUUCUUCAAGUUCACGUUCUGGGACUGCGGGGAGUCUGUGCUGAAGAAGUUUGAUCACAUCCUGCCGGCCUGCACCCAGAAUGUGGAUGGCUUCCUCCUCCUCUUCUCCUUCACCGACCGGGCCUCUUUUGAUGACUUGCCGAGCCAGAUCUCUCGCGUGACGGAUGGAGCUGAGAAGGCUGUCAAAAUAGUCAUCGGCUCCAGGUUUGACCAGUUUGCACACACGGACGUCACGGAGCGUGACAUAGCUGCCUUCCGCCUCACUUGGGGGCUGCCGGUGCUGCGAGCAAAGAGCACCCGCCCCCCGGACAGCUGCACCGGCCUGUCAGACGUGGCCCACCUUCUGAACAGGCUUGCUGAGCACCUGUGGCGGCAGGACCAGUGGGCAGCGGGCCUUCUCCCCCCCGCCCCGCAGGCCUAG
Molecule: messenger RNA, 1386 nt
Organism: Heteronotia binoei (common prickly gecko)
Lineage: Eukaryota; Metazoa; Chordata; Lepidosauria; Squamata; Gekkonidae
Gene: CPLANE2
Product: ciliogenesis and planar polarity effector complex subunit 2
Exons: 6
Coding region: 1-1386 (461 amino acids)
Molecular function (GO): GTP binding; GTPase activity
Source: RefSeq, a predicted model, not a curated record